Molecule: messenger RNA, 1869 nt
Organism: Daldinia decipiens
Lineage: Eukaryota; Fungi; Ascomycota; Sordariomycetes; Xylariales; Hypoxylaceae
Exons: 1
Coding region: 1-1869 (622 amino acids)
Source: RefSeq, a predicted model, not a curated record
AUGGCGUCCAUUACGACUCGUCAGGGCAGGAGGUGUACGGCAGUGCCGAAAUUAGUACAUAUCGAAGCAGUUUUUAGUUCGACAUCGGCAUCGACAUCGACAUCGACGUCGUCAUUGGAAACAUCUUCAUCGAGUUCAACUUUAACUUCAACUUCAACUUCAUCUUCAAAUUUAACUUCAUCUUCGUCAUCAUCUUCCAUAUCUAGUUCGACUGCGUUCAAUGCUCCACCCGCAAUUGCGAACCCGGCCCAAGAGGAAACUCUCCUCCCUCCGGAAAUAUUCCCAAGCUCAACAAGCACCAUAGAAGCGCAGCCGUCAGCAGACUCAGACUCGGCUAUUCCAACAGCGCUUCCCGCGCCAGCCAUAACCGGCACUGAUGAAGCCUCUUCUUCAACUGCUCUCCUUAUCGACACGGCUUCUACUCCGUUCCCUACUCAACCAGAUGCGCAAGUGUCAAGUUCAGCGGGGCAGGAUGAUAAUCCUGUACAACCGACAUCCUCAUUAUUUGAACAGCCGGUAGACUCUUCCCCAUUAACCAGUUCUGUUGAAAAUAUUUCAUUACCGACGAUAGGGAUAACGCAGGCUUCUAGUUCCUCGGCAGAGACGGGGAUAAGAGGGACAGAGUUGCCAAGUACCCAAAAGGCAGCAACUAGCAGUGCUAUGACUACGGGGCAGACGAUAGCCAUAGCUGCUGGGAUAGCUGGCGGAGUCAUGGCAAUUUCGUUUCUAGUAUUCAUCAUUUGGUUCUGGCGGAAGAGGAAGCAAGAACGGAGGAAUAGCAUGUUGUCGCCUAUGUCCCCGAGGGCAACAUUCCGCGACGAGAAGAGACCUUAUCUCAUAAGCCGGACGUCUUUGGGUCCAACACCACUCCCCGAGAAGCUCUGGGCGACCGUCGAGGGUAUAUAUAGAAGACUGCGUGGACGGGUUGGCAACAUUGUGACGCGUAGCAGUAGUCCGAGCCCAAGCGUUAACCUUGACCGCGGGAAUUCCCAAUUUGGUCUACCCAAGCCAGCACACAGCCGAAACAAUUCGAACACAAAACCACCAACUAGCAAGGACCGUCCCGUAGAUUGGUGGGGCCGGUUAACGGAGGAUGAGAAUUCUAACUGGAAACUACGUCGCGAGUCGAAGAACGAUGGGCCUCCACUUGGUUUACAACCCGGGCGAGAAUUAGAAAAGGCCCAAGGAAGUGGUGUAAACGGCAAUCGGCGUCGCUCAACAUCCGUGAGCAACGAGCACCAUUUCCUCAGUGGCCUAGGAUUAGAUUUCGAUUCGGCUGACCCCUUUUCCGAUGUAAACGCCAUAGGCAACAAUACGGCCAAGGCUACGCCUCUGGUAGUUUCCGCGGCCAAUAACCCAUUUUCGGAUUCUCAUGCUAUCGGGGCCCCGUCGGGUGUCGUAAAUGGAGGGGUCGCAACAUACGUGCAACAUUCCCGACACUCCCACAGCCACAGCGUAAAUGGUAGCAUCAGCCGCCAGACGAGUAACGCUAGCUACCGCACGAGCGUCGGCACCGUCGGCACUCGACGCAACAGGUUCCGCUCCGACCCGUUUGAUUUAGAUCGCCCGGAUUUUCUACGGAGCGCCAACUCUAGCAUGGACGCUACCGCGGGAUGGGGCAGCAGAACCAGUCGCAGUAGCACUAAUUUCGGGAGUGUACCUCAUGCUCCGCAGCAAGCCCAUGUGAGGAAUGCAAGCUUCACGUCGAAAUACUCGAGCGGCGUAAGCACCAUGGACUGGAGCGAUCCGGGGCCAGAUAUUGGUCCGGUAGUUGGGCGAUACACACUAAGUCCUGGUAGCCAACCAGAGCGACGGAAUUCCGACAGACAAAGCGGCAAGAGCCAGGGUAGCGUAGGCAAGGCCCUAUAG